Cuscuta epithymum is the source of this 310-nucleotide messenger RNA. NCBI's taxonomy places the organism in Eukaryota, Viridiplantae, Streptophyta, Magnoliopsida, Solanales, Convolvulaceae. The record is from the annotation of a GenBank genome assembly.
ACUCACAUCAAACUGAAGCAGCAUUUCCACUAUCACAUUCAUCUAAUCAUCACUCUCAAGAGAUCAGAUCGAUCCAAAUGGAGUUUUCUAAUCAUCACUUCAUAGUUCCCAUCUCCAUCAUCAUCACAGCUUUAGCCAUUACCAUUAGAGAAACGGCAUCCCAAACUCUUCUCAAUGGUAAUAAUGUGGCCGAAACCCCGACACCCCAAGGCGCCGGAUAUUUCGUGGCGAAACCCCCGAGGCGCGCCGGGUCACCGAAAUCGGCCAUCGGUUCACAGAAGUCCGCUGUCAUCAAUCAGUUCGUUGACGG